AUGAAUAAAGAGCAACCAGUUAUAAUUGAUAAUCGAUAUCUGCUUGCAUCUGUCCAUUACUAAGGUCGUCAUUCCAAUUUUUACAAUGCUGUAGAUAUUUAAUAGGAACAAAAAUAAAUCUUAAUAUAAAUUAUAACAGAUUAACUAUGUAUCUGCAAACUAUUUAAAAGAUUAGAGCAAUUAAUUGAUGGCAGAGAUAAAUCUAAUGAUCGUCAUAAUCGAAUGUCCAGAUUCAUACCAAUACCAAGGAUUUAUAGAAUGGGCACCUUAGUAGUCCAAGAUAUUACCCAUCAUUACAUCGCAUGGCAGAAGAGUGGACCAUCUUUGAAAUUGUGCUUUAAGUUGAUGAAAUAGAAAUUUUCUCUUAAAACUAUUUGUUUGGUGGGAUUAAAAAUGGUAAUUAUAUAAUAACAAUAAGCACUCAAGAUUACUAAUUUAUAGUAAAUUCAUAGUUUGAACAUUUUACACAGGAGUCUAAAAUUAUCAAGUAUCAUGACCACUAACCAUUCAAAUUUACUUAUAACCAACUUCGAUUACUACGUAGAAUUCCUUAACAAAGAUGGCAAAAUAUCAAGCAAAGCCAAAUAAUUUCCCAUAAAAACCAAUAAGUUCAGUAGUAUUGGAUAACAUCUACAACAACAACCCUGCCCCAGAGAUGAUCUAGAAUCACUUGGCUAUCUCCUGUUGUAUCUGCUAUCACAAGGGAAACUACCUCAUAAAUGCUAAUCCUAGGAUUAAAACAUCAGAGACAAAUAUUAUAUGGAAUUCAAAAGACAAUUCUUACCAGAAAAGGAAUUGAAACAAUACCCAGAGGUAUUCUUACAAUACUUUCAAAAUGUGUUUAAAUUGGGGAUCAAAGAAAUUCCUAAUUAUGAAAUACUUAAAUAGCCCCUUAUUCAAUAUCUAGGAAGAUAAGAAUAAGACUAUAAUUUUGAUUGGUCUGAGGUGUUCAAGCCUCUUGUCGAAUAAACGGCAACAUCAGAAGUAUCUGUUAGAGACAAAGCAUGUUCUUUUGAAACUAUAGCUAUCAAUAAUUUUAAGAAGGAGCUUCAAAAAGACAAUUAAUCUGCUCCAACAAGUCCAACUAGUCAAUAAAAUUAGAAUAGGGCCUUAAAAUCAUAAAGAUUCACUCUGGCACCUAUUUUGGAGAAAAAUGAAUCGCUAUUGACAACCUUCAACAAUUGUGAUUCAAAUGCGGUAUCUCCGAGAUUCCAUCAUCAAAUUGCAAAUCUAAAAUUCGAUUAUUGUCAAUAUGAUUCUUCUUCGGGGGAGAUUAGUCCAAGCGAUGAACCAACUGUGGAUUAGCUUCCUACUUUUGAACAGCAUCAACAUGAUAUUAUGUGA
Paramecium tetraurelia is the source of this 1344-nucleotide messenger RNA. RefSeq lists its product as uncharacterized. Gene Ontology annotation, molecular function: ATP binding; protein serine/threonine kinase activity. Lineage: Eukaryota; Ciliophora; Oligohymenophorea; Peniculida; Parameciidae. Gene Ontology annotation, biological process: signal transduction; peptidyl-serine phosphorylation; endocytosis. The record is from RefSeq and is a predicted model, not a curated record. Gene Ontology annotation, cellular component: cytoplasm; nucleus. The transcript is spliced from 4 exons.